Molecule: messenger RNA, 999 nt
Organism: Sphenostylis stenocarpa
Lineage: Eukaryota; Viridiplantae; Streptophyta; Magnoliopsida; Fabales; Fabaceae
Source: the annotation of a GenBank genome assembly
AUGCAUCGAGUAUCGACUUCAACAUAUGCACAACCUCCUCAAUAUGAUGACAUUGAGCACGAUUACAACACUCAAGAAGCAGAAGGAACUAUGGAUGCAAAAAGACAUUCAAUUUCUUCCUUCUCUGAUUUAGGAAUGCCAAGCAUUUUUGGAGUGUAUGCCCCAACUCCACCUUCGGCACAGGGUUUUGAAGGACCUUAUCAACAAUCCCCUUAUAAUGUCCAAUAUCAUAAUGAAACAGUGUCAUCCUCCGAUGCAUAUCAAGGUCAUGAAGAUGCAGAGCAUCAUGAAGCCCAACCUUCAGAGGAAGAAACACCUAGACCACCCCAAGGAAGGAGGAACCCAACUAGGAAUAGAAGAAUUCAGGUUACUCAAUCCCCACAAAGAGGGCAAAUCUUUCACGCUGUACUAAAAUCCGAUCAGGAAGAUUUCGUUCCACCGGUACCCUACCAUACGAGGCAUGCAUUUUCCUCAUGGUGCAAUCAUCUUAAGACAAGGGAGUGCCAACACCUCCAGCGAUGGAAAAGAGUACUCUUGGCCUCCAAUAAUCCAUUGGUAGUCUAUGUAUUCCAGUCCAGCCUUGCGCAUUCGUCAUUUUUACCGUUCCACGAGAAGUUCGGAUUAAAAGCAAACACAUCAAGAACACUCUGCUUGAGGUUUCAAGAUCCAACUGCAAGAACCAAGGGAGUGGCUGAGGGAGAAGGUUGGAAAGAUAUGGUGAGAGGGGUGAAUCAUGGUACAGGCAAAUUACUGCCAUUUUUGGGGAUGUUGGUGGCUAUGCUAACUCAAAGUGGGAGCAUGGUGGUAAUCAAAUUUGCCAUGAAUGAUGAGAUCAACAAAUAUGUCAUGGUUGUCUACUCCAUGGCACUCUCCACCAUCUUGCUUCUUCCCUUUGCCUUGUUUCUCCACAGGAGUUCAGGAACUAUAAUGGCUUAUGUUGGCAUAGAACUGAGCUCGCCGACACUUGCAUCAGCCAUUCUUAACGUCGUAGGACCUUAG